This is a messenger RNA of Serpula lacrymans var. lacrymans S7.9, 2984 nucleotides long. RefSeq lists its product as uncharacterized. Gene Ontology annotation, cellular component: membrane. Lineage: Eukaryota; Fungi; Basidiomycota; Agaricomycetes; Boletales; Serpulaceae. Gene Ontology annotation, molecular function: transmembrane transporter activity. The transcript is spliced from 31 exons. Bases 1304 to 2845 code for a protein of 513 amino acids. The record is from RefSeq and is a predicted model, not a curated record. Gene Ontology annotation, biological process: transmembrane transport.
CUUCCCGGAAUCUGCUCGGUUUCUGAGUGAAGCGGAAAGAGUUUUCGCGAUUCGCCGUCUGCGGGCAGAUUUUCAGUUUAGUGCUGGAGGCGAGCCAUUGAAAGCGAAGUAUAUUUGGCAAAGUCUAACGGAUUGGAAGACUUAUCUUGCCAUCGGAAUUUGGACGGGGGUUUUUCUAAUCCAUCUCCUAGUGACGGCCCAGUAUUUGCCUUCUCGCUGUUCACGCCUACGAUAAUUAGCCAGGUAAGAUAUGAAGCAACAGCUGCCAACCUUCUUUCUGUCCCCGUGUAUGUCUGGGGGUGUAUCGUCACCUGUGCUAUCGGGCUUCUAGGUGAUCGCAUUGGAUCUCGGGGUUAUAUCAACCUGGGCUUGUUUGGGAGUGGGCUUGUCGCAUAUAUCAUCUUGAUAUCGUCAACAAACGCAGCAUUGUCAUAUUUUGCUGUCUAUCUCGCCUCUUCUUCUAUAUAUCCAACAAUACCGAAUUCUGUAGCAUGGGUUUCGAGCAAUAUCGAAGGAUCGUACAAGCGGAGCGCCGCACUCGGGAUAAUAAUCGGGCUAGGCAAUAUCAACGGCGCAGUAUCUUGUAACAUUGUACGUUGCCUUUACGCGACAGUUUACUUUGCUUCUUCCCUUGUGUCCUAUUUCUGAUUCACAAUAACAUCCUUCGCAGUAUCGCGCCGUUGACGCUCCUUGGUACAGACUCGGGCACGGUGUUCUCCUCGCGUACAUCAGCGUCGGCGUUGUCUCGUCUCUUGCUUUUAUGCUUCUUCUCCAGCGAGAAAAUAAGCUAAGAGAUAAAGGAGAGCGCGAUGAGGUUAUAGACGAGCUCCUCGGGGAGGGUGAUAGAAACACUGAUUUUAGUGCUCAGUCCCUCAAGAACGGUCGGUAUGAGACUGUUGAAGCAGCCAGGCAGGACAAAGGUGAUAACUGGAGUGGGUUUCGAUAUUCACUUUUUGACAAAUGGUCACGAAGCAUGAAAAAGGGUAUUAGAGCACGAGAAGCUUGUCGUGAGAACACACGUUUUGCCCUUCACGUGUGUGGCCAUUACGGUACCCCAACAGAAGACGAAGAGAGAAAUACUAUGUAAUGAGUAAAAGGACUCACACUGAUAACGUGAACAUACUAUAUUCUGUUUCAGAUGUUCUCCUGCAUUCUUUCAAUCUCAUUUCGAAUCUUGGAGCUGAAUCCACCAGUUGUCUAUAACCCAGACUUUAGGCCUCCAGGUGCACGGUGCCAUAAUGGUUGACCGUGCCAACCGAAAAUAGAUGUUUAUGACACCUGGUUCCUUGGGCGUCUCGAAACAAUGGUCAGUAAUUCUGAAAUGAAGGCCGAGGAUGCCAUCCUUAAGUAUAUCCCUAUUUCCGACAAGCUCUAUCGCUCAGAUGUGGAUAUUUCAGGGGUUAACGAGAGGAAAUUGAUGUGGAAGAUAGACAUGCACGUUAUUCCGUGGUUAGCCCUGCUACAGCUGUUUUGUUUCCUCGAUAGGGGAAACAUAGGGAACGCCAAGUUAUACAACCUAGAGCAAGAUUUGCGUAUUACAGACAAACAAUUCCUUAUAGCUUUGACAGUCUUUUUUUUUCCAUUCGCAUUAUUCGAGCCUGCCAGCAAUGUAGUGCUGAGAAAGUUCCGUCCCUCAAGAUGGCUCUCGUUUUUGAUGCUAUCGUGGGGAAUAGUAAUGACUUGCCAUGGUUUUGCUCGUAAUUAUGCCGAUCUUCUCACUCUCCGAUUGCUGCUGGGUUUGGCUGAGGCUGGGUUAUAUCCCGGAAUCAUAUUUUACAUUUCGUGUUGGUAUAAGCGAACAGAACUUGGAACCCGAAAUGCCACUUUCUUUUCUUCUGCCACAAUAGCUGGAGCCUUCAGUGGGCUACUUGCUGCAGCCAUAUCUAAAAUGGAGGGGAUUGGAGGAAAACCAGGAUGGACUUGGAUAUUCAUCAUCGAGGGGCUUUGUACAGUCUUGUUGGCCAUUGCAUCGUUUUGGAUGAUAGAAGACUUUCCAGAAUCCGCCCGAUUUCUGACUGAAGCAGAAAGGGUUUUUGCUAUUCGUCGCCUACAAGCCGACUUUCAGUUUAGUGCUGGGGGCGAGCCAUUGAAAGCGAAGUAUAUUUGGCAAAGUCUAACGGACUGGAAGACUUAUCUUGCCAUUGGCAUUUGGGUGGCAAUUGAUGGUCCAGUAUUUGCGUUCUCGUUUUUUACACCUACAAUAAUCAGCCAGGUAAGAUUUGAAGCCACAGCUGCUAACCUUCUAUCGGUUCCUGUGUACGUCUGGGGAUGUAUCGUCACUUGCGUUAUUGGGCUUCUUGGCGAUCGCAUAAGAUCCAGAGGUUACAUCAACCUGGGCUUACUUGUAAGUGGGCUUGUUGCAUAUAUCAUCUUGAUAUCAUCAACGAACUCGGCCUUGUCAUAUUUUGCGGUCUAUCUCGCUGCGUCUUCUAUAUAUGCGACAAUACCAAAUUCUAUAGCGUGGAUAUCGAGCAACUUUGAAGGGUCGUACAAGCGGAGCGUCGCGCUCGGGAUAACGAUAGGAGUAGGCAGCCUCAACGGCGCUGCAACUAGUAACGUCUAUCGCGCCGACGAUGCCCCGCGAUACAGACUCGGGCACGGUGUCCUCCUCGCGUACAUCAGUGUCGGCGUCGUCUCCUCCCUCGCCUUCAUGAUCCUCCUCCGACGAGAAAACAAGCGAAGGGAGGACGGAGAGCGCGACGAAGUGAUAGACGAGCUCCUCGGCGACGCUGACAGACACACCGACUUUAGUGCCCGCGCUCUCAAGAACGGUCGAUACGCGAGUGUCGAAGCAGCUAGGGAGGAUAAAGGGGAUAGGUGGAGUGGGUUUCGGUAUUCGUUGUAAAAUGCAGCACGAAGUGGAGGAGAAGGGACCAUGCAGCACCCACUCGGUGAAUGUACAAGUGAUUAAAUGUCAGAAUAGUCGUUUUUUGUAACAGUGAUCAAUAUUGCAAUGUCGACGCAGAAUGGGAGCACAAAAAAAA